Liolophura sinensis is the source of this 1110-nucleotide messenger RNA. RefSeq names its product cysteine-rich secretory protein LCCL domain-containing 2-like. Lineage: Eukaryota; Metazoa; Mollusca; Polyplacophora; Chitonida; Chitonidae. The record is from RefSeq and is a predicted model, not a curated record. The transcript has 9 exons. The coding region runs from base 133 to 552 and encodes 139 amino acids.
AUCUCUUGGACAAGGGGUAACAAAAUACAAGUGUUGUCUGGCUGACGUUUUUUUUUAUCCCCUGUCCUUCUUUAAAUUACUUGAAGGAAAUCUUAGAUUUGCUUACCACCACAAACUGACGAGGACGUAAGGAUGUCGUGCCAUCUACCGAAAGAUAUGCUUGCUCUUUCUGUGUUUCUGAUUUUGUUUUCACAGGACAUUUUCGGACUGGAAUCAAAGGCAUUCCCAUUUGAUAUAAAUCCGGGUCCGGUACUUGAACCAGAGCUCAGAAACUACACACGUGGGAAACGCGAAAUAUGCGAGGCAACCAGAGGACUGUUUCCAAUGGCGGAUAAAAUCCGUUUACGUGCGGCUCACAACAACUACCGACGUCAAAUGAAAAUACCAGGGACCAACGUCAGGCGUUUGGACUGGAAUAUUCACCUGGCACAGCGAGCUCAGGCAUGGGCCGAUAAAUGUAUAUACGAGCACGAUUACCUGUUUGAAUGUAGCGGUGAACGCAUGGGACAAAACCUGUUUGUAAGUUGGGGAGACACAGUGUCCCCGAGUUAAAUGUUCGAGGCGUUGUGAAGGCUUGGCAUGAUGAGAUUAACUUCUACGACUGACCACCAACACUUGUUCGGCUGUUUGCGGUCAUUACAAACAGGUGGUAUGGGCUAAAUCUCAGUACUUCGGCUGCGGCGUAGCGUACUGUCCAACGCUGACCCAUCCAGGUGUUGAGGAUAAGAAAUACGCUGUAUAUGUUGUAUGUAACUACUCUCCACCCGGCAACUACAACGACAACCGUCCUUACAAUGCGGGUACCUCGUGCUCGGAGUGCCCAGCCGAUACAAAGUGCAAGAACAAUCUCUGCAUUCCAGCGUAGGCUUGGGAAGAAUCACGUUGAGCAAGUACAUUGCAUCAGAAGAGAAUCGAAGGUUUAUUGAGGCAAGAAGCUCGUUGGUAAUGCCAUUAUUACACCAGAAAAGGUCUCAGAGACUCUUAAGUCACAAUGGAACUUACAAAUACGUAAACAAUAGACAACAAACCACAAGUGCAAAUCCUCGACCUUAUGUUUAUAAAAAAAUCUGGUGGAAAUGAUACAUUUUUGUUGUAUUUUAUUUCAUAUUG